Capronia epimyces CBS 606.96 is the source of this 1134-nucleotide messenger RNA. RefSeq lists its product as uncharacterized. The transcript has a single exon. The record is from RefSeq and is a predicted model, not a curated record. NCBI's taxonomy places the organism in Eukaryota, Fungi, Ascomycota, Eurotiomycetes, Chaetothyriales, Herpotrichiellaceae. The coding region runs from base 1 to 1134 and encodes 377 amino acids.
AUGGAGCGAGACAACUUCCCUCGACAGCUGCCUGUCCACGUGGGACUGGGGGGUCUGACUAACGUGCACGACAAUAGCUACGAGAUCGAGCGAAUGGGCCUUGCGUUCCAACGCAACAUCAAAAGCCUCGCCCGCGAGAUCUUCUCCCAGUCUACCAUCUCCAAGUCUACCAUGUAUAGACGGAAACGAUCGCGGGCGCUUUUUGAACGGGCUUUCGUCACCCUGGAGCCUACCGUGCUGUGCUAUCUGAUGUCUAAGCGCGGUAAUCACGCCCUCGACCUCGUCCACAUGUCCCGAUGGCAAGAAUACAACACUCGUUUCAGGGAGCUGCUGGCGACAUACCCUCGACUACGCGAGAUAGGACACAAGAUCUUUAAACAGUACAAGCAGGACAUAGACCGCGUCCUUGCGAAAGCUGAAGCGCCUCGGGAGGCUGAACCAUUGCCGAUGCCAUCAGGGCCACCAUACGUGGGAGGAAUGGGAGGAGUAUCGGAGUUGUUGAAUACAUCCAACUCUCACACUGGGGCUGGUGGUCCGGGAAACAGCACAACUCCCAGCGAUGCGACUCUGUCUACAUCCUCGAGCGAAUUUGUCCGUGGAGGAUCUUGGACGAGCACGAAUCCGUCUGAGACGUUUGAUCUUCGUUAUCAAUACCCCAGCAGCUCUCCAAAUUCAACAUAUUCUCAUUUGACGGACUACCAGCAUGUCGGAUAUGCCCAGCCGGCACCGAACCAAUACAUGCCGCAAGCCUCUGUCAUUCAUCCACAAACCGACAUGGCAUCCCUAGACUACAAUAGUAGGAUGCUCGAACAAUAUGCACCAUUCAAUCAACAUGACAAUAGUAGGAUGCUCGAACAAUAUGCACCAUUGCCAUUCAAUCAACAUGACACUGUCCACCAGCACUACCUAGCUAAUCAGAGGCAGUGGAUUCCACAGAAUGCACUUACAGCUACCCCUACGAUGCAACCCUUCCACAUGCAGUGUUCAGGGGAAAAAGCAAUCAUGAUUCUCUCGAGACUCAUUACCAACACAUUCCUUGAGUCUGGCUCCGGUGGCCCUAGUGACCCGACUUUCACUAAGUGGCACUUCUACAACCACAAUAUGAAACUUGGAACUCUCGAAUUUGGAAACUAG